This is a messenger RNA of Pediculus humanus corporis (human body louse), 1791 nucleotides long. RefSeq names its product beta-galactosidase precursor, putative. Lineage: Eukaryota; Metazoa; Arthropoda; Insecta; Psocodea; Pediculidae. Bases 1 to 1791 code for a protein of 596 amino acids. The transcript is spliced from 4 exons. Gene Ontology annotation, molecular function: beta-galactosidase activity. Gene Ontology annotation, cellular component: vacuole. The record is from RefSeq and is a predicted model, not a curated record. Gene Ontology annotation, biological process: carbohydrate metabolic process.
AUGGAUGGAAAACCUUUUCAAUAUGUAUCAGGUUCUGCACAUUAUUUUAGAAUGCCAAAUCAAUAUUGGAGAGAUAGGUUGAGAAAAAUCAAAGCAGCAGGUUUAAAUGCUGUUUCAACCUAUGUGGAAUGGAGUCAACACGAAAGGGUUCCAGGUGUUUAUGAUUUUGAGGGUGAUUUGGAUGUUAAAAGGUUUGUUGAAAUGGCACAAGAAGAAGGUCUCUUCGUUAUUCUAAGGCCAGGACCUUAUAUUUGCGCCGAAAGAGAUAUGGGAGGUUUACCAUAUUGGUUAAUGACAAAACAUCCCGAUAUACAAUUACGAUCGAGUGAUUUUUUCUACACUUACUACGUACAAAGAUGGAUGGAUAAAUUACUUGGAAAAUUUACCGAUUUGUGGUACGGUAAAGGAGGUCCAAUUAUUUUAGUACAGGUUGAAAACGAAUAUGGAAGUUAUCACAGUUGCGAUUACAAUCAUACUUAUUGGUUAAGAAAUUUAUUUGAAAAACAUGUUGAUUAUAAUGCCGUCCUUUUCACAACGGACGGUGCUUCUAGAAAUUUUUUAAAAUGCGGUAAAAUUCCAGGAGUGUAUGCCACGGUGGAUUUCGGUCCUAAUUCAAACGUUAGUAAAAUGUUUGAAGCGCAAAGAGAAUUUGAACCCUCGGGACCCUUGGUAAAUUCCGAAUAUUAUCCAGGAUGGUUGACUCAUUGGGGUGAAAAAAAACAUGCGAGACAGGAUACGAAAGACGUCGUUAAAACUUUGAGGGAAAUGUUAAACGAAAAAGCAAAUGUUAAUUUUUACAUGUUUUACGGUGGGAGUAAUUUUGGUUUCACCGCUGGAGCCAAUCAAUUCGGAUCGAUUUAUCAAUCGGAUAUAACGAGUUACGAUUAUGAUGCUCCGAUAAGCGAAGCUGGAGAUUUAACGGAUAAAUAUUAUGCGAUAAAAAACGUUUUGGAAGAAUAUUUUAAUUUAACAUCAAAUAUAACAGUAGAAACUCAUGAUAAAGGUGAUUAUGGAGAAAUAACGUUGAAAAAAACGGCAACAAUGUUCGCACGUAAAAUAAGAGAAAAAAUGGGUAAAUUUCACGUUGAACAUAGACCGUUAUCGUUUGAAGCUUUGGAACAAAAUUUCGGUUAUGUUUUAUACGAAACGACCAUACCUUCCAGUUUUGUUAAAGGACAAAAUUCUAAAUUGGAAAUAAAAAAAAUUCGUGAUUUGGCACACGUUUAUUUAAACGGAGAAUUUGUGGGUGGUAUGAGUAGGGAAGAACGUAAAACAAAAUUAAAUUUAACCGUCGAAAAUGGUAAUUUGGGAAUUUUGGUAGAAAAUUUAGGAAGAAUUAAUUUCGGAUCGAAUAUAAACGAUCAAAAAGGUAUACUAUCCAAAGUGACGUUAGAUGAUACCGCAUUAUUUUUUUGGAACAUGACAGGAUACGAAUUAAAUGAUGUAAAAACGAUUGAAAAAUGUUUCGAAGAAAACGACGACGAUUGCAUGAAUGACGAAGGUUUUGUUUUUUACGCACAAAAAUUUAAACUACCAAAAGAAUCGUAUGAAAAUGAUGAAAAAUUACUCGAUUCUUAUUUAGACGUGUCUCAUUUAACAAAAGGUUUAGUUUUUAUAAAUGAUUUUAAUUUAGGUAGAUAUUGGUCUACGAGAGGUCCACAAUAUACUAUUUACGUCCCUGGUGUUUAUUUAAAACCCUAUCCUCAAGAAAAUUUUAUUGUUAUUUUAGAUGAAGAAAUCGUUACUGAUAAUAUAAAAGUUAAUUUUACCAUAAAUCCGAUAUUCAGUUAA